AUGGAAGAGUUAAAAUUAUUAGAGAAGAAAAAUGUAGAGAAAACAAGAUACAUCCAUAUAUCACACAAUGUUAUUGCAGCAUUAAAUAUUUUGAAGAGAGCAAAGAAUGUGCAAGAACUUUGUGUUACUUGUUGUUUAUUAUCUGUAUUUCCUUUUACAAAGCCUUUGAAGUAUCUGAUUAAAUUAAAUCUUGGAAAUGAUUUUACUCAAGAAAAUUUUCCAACAUUAAAAUAUCUAGAUUUAACUGACAAUCUUAUAACAAAUUUGAGAUCAAUGGGAUCAUUUCAUACAUUACAAGAAUUUUAUUGUGGAAAUAAUGAAAUAAGAAAUAUAUCACAAAUAGAUAACGUUAAAACUUGGCAAACAUUGCAUGUUAUUGACUUUUGCAAUAAUCCAAUAAAUACAACUACAUUAUAUAAAAAAUUUAUUAUAUUUCACUUAAACAACAUUGAAUAUAUUUCUGGAGAAUAUGUAAGGAAAUCUGAUAUUUCUGAAGCAAGGUAUAUAUUUGGGAAUAAAUUUGACAAGUAUGUAUUAAAUAAAAUAUAUGAAACAGAUCACCUUACAAAUAUUAUACAAUUGAGUUUAACUGAUUGCUCUUUGUCAAAAGUGGAUCUUUCUGCAAAAAUUUUACCACGGUUAGAAAGUUUAGAUCUAAGUAAAAAUCGAAUAACUUCUUUAUGUGGUCUCCAUUCCUUUAAAUAUUUACAUACAUUAUGUUUAAGUUACAAUUGUCUUGAAGCAUUUAAUGAUAAUGAUUGUGAAAAUAUAUGUAUAUUCUCGAAACUAUACACUUUAUUUUUAGAUCAUAAUUGCAUCAAGUCAGUACUAAAUAUCACUAAAGAAAAAUUACCAGUGAUUAAACAUCUAUUUUUAAACAAUAAUUAUCUUCAAGACAUCAGUGAAAUAACCCACUGUUCUACUUUGAAAUCCUUAACUUUGGAUAACAAUGCUAUUGAGAUAUUAAAUGUAAAAGAUUUUAUUCAAAAUGAUAAUCUGGAGUUUUUAUCUGUUGAAAAUAAUAAACUAACAUCUUUGGAAUUUAUAAAAUCAUUUAAAAAAUUAAGGAAACUUUAUAUUGCUCACAAUUGUUUAGCAAAUGAUAGUGAAAUACAACAUUUAUUAUUACUGAAAGAUUUAGAAGAAAUAACAUUCGAAGGAAAUCUUUUAUAUAAUGAAAUAAAUAGAAAUAAAAUAAUUGCUCGAGAUUUUGGGAUUCAAAAUGCAAUAAACGAGGAUGUUUAAUUUAAAAAUAAUAAUGUUUAUAAAGAUGUUAUUUUUUAUAUUGCAUUAAUUAAAUAUCAAUGUUUUGAAUGUGAACUUCAUUAAUUAAUUAAUCCAGAAUAAUUUUUAGUAACCUUAAAUGAAACAAUUACACAACUCAAAUAUACUGUUUUGAUAAAUUUAAUUGUGAUAAUAUAUAUGUAUACAUAAAGUAAUUACAUAUUCUUAUAAUAGUGUUUAUAUUUACUAAUAUUAUGAAUGAAUUUUCAUGAAUGAAUUUGCUUUCAUUGUACAUAAUCUUCACUCUCAUGUUUACAUUGUAAUCAGGUGGAAUGUAGUUUGUGUGUAGUUUUUAUGCAAAGAUCAUGACUAUAUAACCUUAGUUACGACUUAUUCAAAAUAAAAAUAAAUGGAGCUAGAGACAAUACUACGAAAAUGUGCAGCAACGAAUAAAUCAGAAGUAAAUUCUGAAGAAAAUGAAGAAAAAGAGGAUGAAUAUUUUCAAAAGAUAUACGAACAAUGGAAGGGGGCCAAAGCAAAAGAUAAAGAUUUAACUUAUAAAGUGAUACCUAAAUUUUAUUUUAAGCUGCCGAAGGAAGAUGAAAUUUUGCCACAAAAAUUACGAGAAGAAACACGAGCGUUAUUUUUGCAAAGACGUUCACGACAAUUGCUAGAUAAUAAUGAACUUAAAGCAUUAUGGGUAUUGUUAGAUAAACAUCAUAGUCCACCUCUAUCAGGAGAAGAGCAAUUAAUUAAUUAUGAAGAUUUUAAAAAAGUUGGUAAAUUAGCUGGGACAAAAUGCAGUCCUUAUUUUACUGCAGUUGUAUUUGCAAAACUGCAACAAGGUGAUCCUCAUGGUAGGAUUAGUAUAAUGGCGCUAUUUAAUUAUGUUAUGAGAAAGGUUUGGUUACACCAAACAAGGAUUGGACUUUCUUUAUAUGAUGUUACUGGUCAGGGAUAUCUUAGAGAAUCAGAUUUAGAGAACUAUAUUUUAGAAUUAAUACCAACAUUACCUCAGCUUGAAGGACUUGAAAAAUCAUUUCAUUCAUUUUAUGUUUGUACAGCAGUAAGGAAAUUUUUAUUUUUUCUUGAUCCCCUUAGAACUGGUAGAGUUAGAAUACAGGAUAUUCUAGCAUGUAGUUUUCUCGAUGACCUCUUAGAAUUAAGAGAUGAAGAUUUACCUAAAGACUUGCAAGAAGCAAAUUGGUUUUCAGCACCAUCAGCUCUUAAAGUUUAUGGGCAGUAUUUGAAUCUUGAUAGAGAUCAUAAUGGAAUGCUCAAUAAAGAAGAACUUGCAGGGUAUGGUACAGGAACGUUAACUGGAGUAUUUUUAGAAAGAGUGUUUCAGGAAUGUUUAACUUAUGAAGGAGAAAUGGAUUAUAAAACAUAUCUAGACUUUGUGUUAGCGUUGGAAAAUCGACACGAACCACAAAGUUUACAUUAUUUAUUUAGAAUUCUUGAUAUUAAUAAUCGUGGUUAUUUAGAUACCUUCUGUCUUAAUUAUUUUUUCCGUGCCAUACAAGAGCAAAUGACAAUGCAUGGUCAAGAACCAGUAAGUUUUGAAGAUGUUAAAGAUGAAAUAUUUGAUAUGGUAAAACCAGCAGAUCCAUGUAAAAUUACAUUACAAGAUUUAUUAUCCUGUGGACAAGGUGAUACAAUGGUCAGUAUUUUGAUAGAAUUCCAUGGCUUUUGGGCGUAUGAAAAUCGUGAAGCUAUGGCAGCUGAUACUGGAGAUGAAUCAUCUCACGUUUAAGAGAUAAAGCUGCAUAAAGUGUAGCAUAUUUCUAUCAGAUUAAAUCUUUUCCUAAAAUUAAGCACAAAAAUGUUCAAGUUCGUUCAACGAACAACACUUAUAAUAGUUUAAUAAAAAAUAGUUUAAUAAAAAAAA
Molecule: messenger RNA, 3112 nt
Organism: Heterotrigona itama
Lineage: Eukaryota; Metazoa; Arthropoda; Insecta; Hymenoptera; Apidae
Source: the annotation of a GenBank genome assembly